Molecule: messenger RNA, 780 nt
Organism: Euleptes europaea (tarantolino)
Lineage: Eukaryota; Metazoa; Chordata; Lepidosauria; Squamata; Sphaerodactylidae
Product: cytoplasmic phosphatidylinositol transfer protein 1-like
Exons: 9
Coding region: 23-760 (245 amino acids)
Biological process (GO): phospholipid transport
Cellular component (GO): cytoplasm
Molecular function (GO): phosphatidylinositol binding; phosphatidylinositol transfer activity
Source: RefSeq, a predicted model, not a curated record
GGUCAAAGAGUACCGAAUCUGCAUGCCCCUCACCACGGAAGAGUACCGAGUCGGUCAGCUCUACACCAUCAGCAAGCACAGCCACCAGGAAAGCGACAAAGGAGAAGGGGUGGAGGUGGUGAAGAACGAGCCGCACGAGGACCCCGUCCACGGUCAGGGCCAGUUCACGGAGAAGCGGGUGCACCUGUCCAGCAAGCUGCCAAGCUGGGCGCGGGCCGUGACGCCGCGGAUAUUCUACAUCACCGAGAAGGCCUGGAACUACUACCCGUACACUAUCACAGAGUACACAUGCUCGUUUCUGCCCAAGUUUUCCAUCUACAUAGAAACAAAGUACGAGGAUAACUGCGGAGACAACGCAAAUAUCUUCCACAGCGAAAAAAUCUUGGGGGACCAUGAAGUGACAUUCCUGGACAUUGCCUUCGAUGAAAUCCCAGAGCGCUACUACCGGAGCCCUGAGGAUCUCCGGUAUUUCAGCUCGACAAAGACGGGCCGCGGGCCGCUGCGGGAGGGCUGGCGGGAACACACCCACCCCAUUAUGUGCUCCUACAAGCUGGUGACGGUCAAGUUUGAAGUGUGGGGGCUGCAGACACGGGUGGAGCAGUUUGUCCACAAGGUCAUUCGGGAUAUCCUGCUGAUCGGGCACCGGCAAGCCUUCGCCUGGGUGGAUGAGUGGUGUGACAUGUCCCUGGAAGAGGUCCGUGCCUUCGAGACUCAGAUGUACACGGCCACAAACAAAAACUUCGGCAGCCAGGAGCUCUAGCUUCCCGACCUGCCCCGCCC